AUGUCUUCACCAAAUGUUUCGCGUCGUCGCCGAGAUGCUGAAGAUCAAGAUAGCGACGAACCCGCGUACACCUCAUCAUCAAGCAACAAGCGCCCCCGCCUCAACCCCGCGGAUGAAAAUGAAUCAGAGAAUGACUCGGAGACUGGAGAUGGGAGUGAAGCUGGAAGCUCGGUAUCGGAGAGCGAGGAGUCCAUCUCCCAAGUCCCUCCUGCUCCUCACCCAGGGCUAGGUCCCGGUGGCUACAAGCCAGGCGCGAUUGUUCGCAUUAAGGUGCAGAACUUUGUCACAUACACGUCGGCAGAGUUUUUUCCAGGACCAAAAUUAAACAUGGUUAUUGGGCCAAACGGAACAGGCAAGAGUACGCUUGUCUGUGCGAUCUGUCUGGGCUUAGGCUGGGGACCUCAGCAACUCGGGCGCGCCAAAGAUCAGGGCGAAUUCGUGAAACACGGAAGCCGAGAGGCUACGAUCGAGAUUGAACUCUGCGGACCCCCAAAGAUGGGUCGUAACCCCAUCAUUCAACGAACUAUCAAACGAGAUGGGAACAAGAGCACAUUCAUGAUUAAUGGAGAGUCCGCCAGUAAUAAACAAGUGCUCAAGCUCGCCCAGUCCUUCGCCAUCCAGGUAGACAAUUUGUGCCAAUUCCUCCCUCAGGACAAGGUUGCGGAGUUCGCUGCCCUUUCCCCCGUCGAACUUCUUCACUCCACGCAGAGGGCAGCAGCUGGUCCGGAAAUGAUUGAGUGGCAUAGCGCCUUGAAAAUGCUCAGAGGCAAGCAGAAGAAACUGGAGAUCGAUAACCGCGGUGACAAGGAUAUGUUGGCGAAUUUGGAGAAUCGUCAAGAAAUGCAGAGGGCUGAUGUCGAGCGAAUGCGCCAGAGAGCCGGGAUCAAAAGAAAAAUCGAAAUUCUCGAGUUCUUGCGCCCGAUUGUUGAGUACAAAGAAGGGCAUGCGGCUCUGGAGGUCUUGAAAGUCACUAAAGCCCAGCUGCAGCAAGAACAUGAACAGCUCAAGGCGGAUCUAGAGCCUGCGCUGCGUGCACUCACCGUCAAAGAAGCAUAUAUUGAGCAGUUGAAUAAUGUGAAGAGCCAUAGAAAGGAUUCGGUUGAACGAGCAUCCAGACUUGCUACGGCUCGAGGUACACAAAUUGAUGAAUUUGACAGCAAGAUCAAGGACCUCGCGGGUCGUAUUGAGGCAGAAAGGAAGACUGGAGUGACGCACAAGAAGGAAGCAGCAAAUGCCCAGCAAAAUAUCAAGAUGCUCCAACGCAAGUUGGAGGAAGAACCUGUUGACUUCAACCCAGAUGUCUUCAACGAAAACCUGAGAGCGAAGCGACUUGAGAAGCGCGAGCUCAUAGCUCAAGCCUCAGAGAUCAAAGAGCGACGACAACCCCUGAUUAAUCAAGGCAACGAGACAACAAAGAAAAUCAAUCAAGCCCAACAGCAGCUGGAACGUCUCAAUUCACAGUCCGGUCAGCAAGAACACAAGUUGGGAAAUGCAUCUCACGAUUCGCUGAAGGCUCACCGAUGGCUUCUUGAGAACCAAGACAGAUUUGAAAAAGAAGUCUUUGGUCCUCCUAUUGUGACUUGCUCGAUCACCGAUCCCAAAUUCGCCAAUGCUGUCGAAUCUUUGCUUCAGAAGACUGACUUCACAUCCUUCACUACACAGACCCGGAACGAUUUCCGCACCUUGCAGAGGGCGCUCAAUGGAGAACUGCGCCUUCAUGAUGUCAGUAUCCGCACAUGCUCUAUUCCACUAGACAGUAUGAAAGCCCCUUUGCCCGACGAUCAACUUCGCCAAAUGGGAUUCGAUGGAUGGGCGAAAGAUUUCCUCACUGGCCCCGAGCCUGUCAUUGCCAUGUUAUGCAGCGAAAAGUUACUACACUCCACUCCCAUCGGAGUCAGAGAUAUUCCAGAGAACGUUUUCAACCAAUUGCAGAAUAGUGCACUGAGUUCGUGGGUGUCCGGGGAGAACACCUAUCAGGUGAGUCGACGCAGGGAAUACGGCCCCAGCGCGACUUCUACCCGGGUUCGACAGAUCAGACCUGCUCAGAUGUGGACGUCACAGCCUGUAGAUGUCAGUCUCAAGCGGCAACACCAGGAGAACAUCGACAACUGGAAAGAACAAUUGCGAGAGAUUGAAGAUCAACUCCGAGCCGAGAGAGCUACCAUGGAGAAGCUCAGACAAGAUAUUGACCGAAACGAAGAAGAGAUGAAUGAGAUCGAUAGGGAAAAGACUACAAAACAAACAGCCCAUACUCAGUAUCGAGCCAUUCCCGAGAAAAUCGCUCAACAAGAGGCUAAACUUGAAAACAUUACCUCGCUGUUUGAGAAGGUACGAGAUACAGUUCGUGAGUUUCGGGACAAGCAAGACGAGUUCUCCAUCCAGAAGGCUGAGGCCACUGUCAAAUAUGCCGACUCCGUUGAAGCCUUCCGUCAAGAAUAUGAGGAACUCGUCAAACUGGAGGUUCGACUUUUAGAAGCAACCUCGGACCUUCAAACCCUACGACAUCGCAACGAUGAUUGUGCAAGAAUGCUCGAGGAGAAAAGUAUGCAGGCUCAUCAAGCCUCAGUCACUGUCAGAGAAACUGCGAUGAAGCUCAGAGUCGUUAAUCAACAAGCAAAGCUCGUUGUCCGGGAGGCUCGCAAUCAACCGGACGCAAAAGAAGUGAUGGAAGAAGGGGUUGCUGAUUAUGACAUGGACCAGCUCAACGCUGACAUCGACUCCGAAAAAGCCCGUCUGGAACUCACCCAUGGCGGUAGUAGCCACACAAUUAAAGAAUUCGAAGAUCGUGAGAAGCAAAUUGAGAAGCUCCGUUCCAAACUCGCUCAAUUUCAAAACGAGCUCACCGAACAUGGAGAUGCCAUUGAUGAGAUCCGCAAGAACUGGGAGCCCAGGCUGGAUGCACUCAUCAAGAAGAUUAGUGAUGCUUUUGCUGAUUCUUUCAAUCGAAUCGGAUGUGCUGGUCAAGUCACUCUGGACAAGGUGGAGGAUGAGCCUGAGACCGAGGGCGAGGUUGGUGGGUGCGACUUUGACCAGUGGGCGAUUCAAAUCCAUGUCAAAUUCCGUGAAAACGCGCAACUGUCGCUCUUGGAUUCACAUCGCCAGUCCGGCGGCGAGAGGGCCGUGAGUACCAUAUUCUAUCUCAUGGCACUUCAGUCUCUCUCCGCCUCGCCGUUCCGUGUCGUUGAUGAGAUCAACCAAGGUAUGGACCCGCGUAAUGAGCGCAUGGUUCAUGGCCGCUUGGUAGAUAUUGCUUGUGCCUCUAGUGAGGAUGCUGAAACUGACGAGGAGGGCAAUCCCAUCGGUGGUAGCGGCGGUGGACAGUACUUCCUCAUUACACCUAAGCUACUCAACGGACUCUCCUACAAGCCUGGCAUGCGGGUACUCUGUAUCUACAGUGGAGAGCACAUGCCCGACGACUAUCGCAAGAUCGACUUCAAGCUGGCAAUUCGCAACAUGAAGGCGAUCAAUGCGACAAGGGGGAAUCCCGGCGCGGCGCCGAGGGGAAUCCAAGGGAACAGCCAAGUUGAUAUCUCCGCUUAA
Penicillium nucicola is the source of this 3540-nucleotide messenger RNA. RefSeq names its product DNA repair ATPase SMC5. Gene Ontology annotation, molecular function: ATP binding; ATP hydrolysis activity. The coding region runs from base 1 to 3540 and encodes 1179 amino acids. Gene Ontology annotation, cellular component: Smc5-Smc6 complex. Gene Ontology annotation, biological process: double-strand break repair via homologous recombination. The record is from RefSeq and is a predicted model, not a curated record. NCBI's taxonomy places the organism in Eukaryota, Fungi, Ascomycota, Eurotiomycetes, Eurotiales, Aspergillaceae. The transcript has 6 exons.